Messenger RNA from Alligator sinensis (Chinese alligator), 2436 nucleotides. RefSeq names its product phosphatase and actin regulator 3 (gene PHACTR3). Gene Ontology annotation, biological process: actin cytoskeleton organization. The coding region runs from base 221 to 1858 and encodes 545 amino acids. The transcript has 14 exons. The record is from RefSeq and is a predicted model, not a curated record. Gene Ontology annotation, molecular function: actin binding. NCBI's taxonomy places the organism in Eukaryota, Metazoa, Chordata, Crocodylia, Alligatoridae.
CCCAGCCCCAUGGCUGCAGCGGAGGAAGGGCCCGGCUGCUUCCUCCCCCGGGCCCGGUCGCAGAGUGACCCCAGCAUCCUGACGGACCCCGCGGGCUCCGGCGGCGGAGAGCAUCCAGGAAUCACAGCCCUGUUUGCUGGCUGGCCAGAUUCUCACUGAGUAGUACAAUACACGCAAAUGCCAAGCUUCUCCUGUCAAAACAAGAUGUCAUGCAGAUGAGAUGGAGCAGUCCCCGGCAAUGCGUUCUGACUAUCUGGUCUCAGGGAUUAGAACUCCACCAGUGAGAAGGAACAGCAAGUUGGCAACACUGGGCAGGAUCUUCAAACCGUGGAAGUGGAGGAAAAAGAAAAAUGAGAAGCUAAAGCAGACGUCGGCAGUGUUAGAGAAGAAGAUUACAGCAAGGCAAGGUCGGGAUGAACUCAUUAAGAAAGGUCUUCUGGAGAUGAUGGAACAAGAUGCCGAAGGCAAAGCUUGCACUGCUGAUGGUGCCACCAGAGCAAUGCCGAAUGACCUUCCACCUCCCACAUGCCAGGCACUUACCUCAGAAGAGAUGCAGCAGGAAAACACAACAGCAACAACAAAUGCGACCUCACUUGGAGAGGAGUUGCAGUCAGAGGAGCUGAAAGAGGAUGCAGCCAAGAAACCUUCAGCAUCCACUGAAGACUUAGAAGAUGCCAGCCUGCCAGCAACCGAAGAGAAUCCACAAGCCUUACUUGUUACUGAAUCUGCGGAUUCCCCACAGAAACAGACAGAAAGAAACCCAGCACAGCUUCCCAGCCCCCCAUUGCUCCCGAUUCCUCCACCUAAGGCAGUGUCUAAAAUCACUAAAAGUGUAACAGCAGGAAGUGAAAUAGAUGACCCAGUUGUGAAAUCCCCUCCUUCCACUAUCCUGAAGAAUUAUGUCAUCGUUGGUUCCUCCCAAAUCUCAGGACAAGCUGCCCUCUUCCAUCCUUCUGGCCAGAAAGGCUCUGAUUCCCUUAUCAGAGGACAGCACCCAACGCCAACUGGCUCCCCUCACCUUGCUGCCGUCCACCUGCCUUUACCUCCCAGCAGAGUCAUUGAGGAACUCCACAGGGCUCUGGCCACUAAACAUCGGCAGGAUAGCUUUCAUGGAAGGGAAAGCAAAGGGUCUCCAAAAAAGAGGGUGGAUGUCCGUCCAUCCAGAACAUCUAGCAUUGAGUGCAACAAAGAAAAGGAGAAUUCACUGAGCCACAGCAAUGAUCCAGAGAACAAGCGGAACUCAGUUAAAGAGUCGGAUGAGAACAAAGAAAACAUGAUCAUGAACUCGGAACUCAAGGACGACUCUGUAUUUUAUCAGGAUGAAGAGGUUUUGAAUGACUCCAUUAUUUCUGGUACCUUGCCAAGAAAAUGCAAGAAAGAGCUGCUGGCAGUCAAGCUACGAAACAGGCCAAGCAAGCAGGAGCUGGAAGACAGGAAUAUUUUCCCAAGGCGGACAGAUGAGGAGCGACAGGAGAUCCGGCAGCAAAUUGAAAUGAAACUCUCAAAGCGACUGAGCCAAAGACCUGCCGUGGAGGAGCUAGAAAGAAGAAAUAUACUUAAACAAAGAAACGAUCAAACAGAACAGGAAGAAAGAAGGGAAAUCAAGCAGAGAUUGACAAGAAAGCUCAAUCAGAGACCGACAGUCGAUGAACUAAGAGACAGAAAAAUCUUAAUUCGAUUCAGCGAUUAUGUGGAAGUGGCAAAAGCACAGGACUAUGACAGACGAGCAGAUAAACCUUGGACAAGACUGUCAGCAGCAGAUAAGGCAGCAAUUCGUAAAGAGCUAAAUGAAUACAAAAGUAAUGAAAUGGAAGUACAUGCAUCAAGCAAGCAUUUGACAAGAUUUCACAGACCAUAGAGAUUUUCUUCUGAGAAGAAUGUCUUUACUUUUUGAUACCGCCGCUGAACACACACAAGGGAAUGUAAAAAGGUCUUUCCCUGAAGUUCAGUUCACGACAACCUGAUGUUUAUGGGAAAGAAGGACUCUGCAGGUGAAGACUCUGCAGCACUUACAUACAAGAGGAGAUACCAGAGGACGUACUUCACUCUUUGAUGCCUAAAAAGUGACGGCCUGUGGGGUGGGAGGAUCAGCUAAAAGAUUGAAGUAAAACUACUUGAAGGAACCUACUGCUCUCCUUGAAACACUUGUUUUAAACUGUUUUGCAGCAUAUCUUGGAAAAGGAGACGUUGUGCAUGUACAGGCUUUCCCAUUCCAAGGCCGCUGACAUAAUGGACAUGACACGCUGUCAUUCAGUAUUAUGUUGACAAGACAUUUGGAACUUCUCAAAAUUCGUUUGUAAAACCCUUAAGUUCAUGUUAUACAAAAUGAUUUAAUGUAUUAUAAUUUCUUUCUUUUUUAUAUAAUGUCUAACAAAAAACACAGCUGCAGCAUUUUUGAUUCUUGUUAAUUUUGUUCUUUAAUUAAAUGACUACUUA